Rhizoctonia solani is the source of this 2241-nucleotide messenger RNA. Its product is annotated as F-box-like protein. NCBI's taxonomy places the organism in Eukaryota, Fungi, Basidiomycota, Agaricomycetes, Cantharellales, Ceratobasidiaceae. Gene Ontology annotation, molecular function: protein binding. Bases 1 to 2241 code for a protein of 746 amino acids. The transcript has 5 exons. The record is from RefSeq and is a predicted model, not a curated record.
AUGGGCCUGAAAUCGGUCAUGGACAUUCCCUCCAAGGCACAGGUUAGCGAAGCCCGACUCACCAUAGACCAUUGUGAGCAGGAGCUGAACACGAUAUCUUGCCAAAUCGCCGCCGAGGAGUCCCGAGUAGUCAAGCUCAUCAAGGAGGCUCACGAACGGCUCGCAGCGCUUCAAGCCAAGAAGAAUAUUCAACAAAAGAGAAUAGAAAAUGCACGGGCCAUGUUGUCACCGAUUCGGUCAAUGCCCCCAGAGUUACUGGGAAAUGUAUUUAUCUAUGCAUUUGAGGCCGACCCAUUGGUUGCGUGGCGAUUAGCGGCCGUCUGUUCGGCGUGGCGACGCCAAGCACUGUCGACAUGUCACAUAUGGACACGGCUUCAUGUGAAAACAAAUGCUCGUACUGACCCCGAGUUGUUCAGACUCUGGCUUGAGCGAUCUGGCAACACGCUCCCGCUCGACAUUGAAAUUACCCUAUUUGACCCCACCCCCCGCAACCGCUCACCUCGGACACCCAAGAGGCACCGCGCGAGUGAAGUCAUCUCGUUUGCACCACCCAGUCCGGUGAUCCCAGACAUCACAUCCCCUCCUCCUUUCAGCACUUCCAUCAUCCCUCCUUUCCCUAUUGGUGGUCCCAGCCUUCCUCCCAUAAGCCCUCCUCCAGAAAACACCAAUGCACCAUCCAAUGAAUCUGUUGUUCCGCCUCCGCCCCUUCCCCAGUUUAACCCGCCAUCCCUUCCGUUUCCACCCGGUCCUUCAACUCUUACUGGCGGAUUCACCACUACGGCAUUCACUGUGAACGGACCGGGAUUGGGUUCACUACUCACAACAUUGGCCAGUUUGAAUCCUGGAGGUGCGGUCGCAAAUCUGAUGGCUAGCUGGGCUGCAAAUGGCGAUGGAAUUCCGGGCCUUGGGUUGCCACCACCACCGCCACCACCUCCUCCAUUCCCGAGCAUGUUCGACGGGCCUCCAUCUCCCAUUACUGAGCUGCCCAUAGAUUCUGGCAAUGACUCAGACGAAGACGCAGGCGAGCCCCAUUUGCCCAUGCCCAUGCCCAUUCCGAUGCGCUCUUCGAGUAUCCUGGCGCGUCCGGCCCACCUACGGGCAGCACAAAGCUGGGGGCACAUCGUCUUGCACUAUUUGCACGCGGCAAUGCCCCGCUGGAAACGUUUCAUUUUCCAGUUCGAGAAUGUCACUUGUGCGCUCCCUGGCUGGACUGCGUUGGAAAGCCUCAAUAACAAGGCGCCACUAUUGGAAGAGUUCGCGGUUGUUUGUUCGGAUGCGCGGGGGGCAGUCACACCGUGGAUCACAGAUUGGUCAUGGCUACCAACUAAUCUCAAGGGCGGUAUGGCUCCAAGGCUCAAGUCACUCGAGCUGAGGAAUAUGCCUUUCGCAUGGAACGCCCCCAUGCUGACAAACUUGACAACCCUGCGACUUGGCCAGCCUCUGCCGCUGUCGUCUGCUUCAAACGCACGGAGGAGCCAACAAAUGACCAUUAUCACCUUGGGCCUUGAUCGCCUUCUCAGCCUAUUACAACGUAAUCCUAAGCUUGAAAAUCUUGAGAUUCAUGUGACAUUGAGCGAUCCGCUGUUGCCCCUAGAACCUACCGAGCUCCCGUACCUGACGUCUCUGGCCAUAUCCGGCGGACGGAAUGCUCUGAAGCUUCUCGAACAGGUCAAGCUUCCCGCGCUUCAAGUUCUUGAUGUUCAUAUUACAGCCCGGGGAGAUAUGGACGACGUGUUGAGUCGAUUGUACGUUCGCUCCGCGAACCCGCCGGUUAGGGAUUUCCGAUACGUCGCUGGCCAACGAACUGGCUGGGGGAGCAGUUUUGCGGGGAGCGGGCCGUUCCCAGUAACAUUCCUCGAUCACAUCAGCGACACUAUCAAAAGGCUCGUAGCAGUUAAAUGCACGCUCCAGACUCUGCUGAGCGAAUUGGCGGACGCACGGGAGGGUGCAGUCCUAUGCCCAGUGUUGAAACAGCUGUGCCUGUUCGAUUGUCAUUCCCAACAUAAUUUUGUGCAGCAGUUGAUCCGACUCGUCGAAGUCAGGAACCCAGCUGGGAGUACGAGCAGCGGUGUUCCCGCUCGAUUGAAUACACUCAAUUUGCGAGGAGGACCAGACUUGGAUUCGGACGUGGUAGAGUGGUUGAAAACGCGUGUGAUCGAUGUGCAGUAUACCGAUUCGAAAGCCCCCCAACCGUCGUCUACCUUCCCGUACCCCUAUACCAAAUUAGAUUCUUUCAUUUAG